Messenger RNA from Mya arenaria, 1613 nucleotides. RefSeq lists its product as uncharacterized. The record is from RefSeq and is a predicted model, not a curated record. The transcript has 3 exons. NCBI's taxonomy places the organism in Eukaryota, Metazoa, Mollusca, Bivalvia, Myida, Myidae. Bases 410 to 1009 code for a protein of 199 amino acids.
AUAUGUCACCCUCACUUUCGCUUUACUUGGAUGGUUAUAAAUGCGGAAUUUGGAUAUAAUAGAACAUUAAUGAAUAACAAUAACUGUAACCUGUGAAGGGAUUGUUGAGUUAGUCAUAUGUGGAGAAACCAAGAAGCUAGAUUUAUCUAGAUUGGUUGAUAAUAAACAGCGUUAAAACAACUGACACAGAAUCAUGUCCUGUUUCAGUUUGACACGGGAUGGUCUUAAUAUAUGUACAUUGUAAAUAUCUUCUUGAUUUUUAAAGCCCGAAGUAAACAAUCGACUGAACUAGUAUAACGGUUUGUUAUCAAUAAUUGGUCAUAAUGCGAGUAGGCUGAAUAAAUAAACUAAUUGGGAUUGAAUAUAAAACUAUAGGUGAAACCAACGAGCAUCAAAUUGAACAACAACGAUGGAGAUGAACGGUUACAUUCGAGGCGAUGAAGCUUCUCACCCAAGGGAUUCAGGUUACACACCGGACCUAACCCCGAUGGAAACACCGGAGCUUGGUCCGGGCGAAUCGAAGUUUACGGAAAUAUCUACAGGAGACAUGGAUGUUGAACCAGACGGCUGGAAGAUCACUACACAGACCCCGGAUGAGACCGUGGGCUACCAGCCGGCGGGGAACAAUGGUAUUAAUGGAGAGGAUUACAGAGACAACCGCAAUAAAUACGGAUCGACUGUACAGUAUUACGGGACAGGUGAAGAUGCAGAGCUCUGUUGCUGGCUAUGUACCGGUUUACACCACCAAUGCUGUCACAGCUCAGAUCCAGACUCCGUGGGCUGUUGUUCAUGUGACCCGGGAUGCGGAUGUUGUGACGGCGAUGUCGGCUGCUGUCCCGGAGACGUGACCAGUGGAUGUGGACAGUGUCAUCUCUGUAAGGACUGUGGCAAUUGUGGGACAUGUGAUUGUUUGAGUGGUGCUUGUGAUGGUUGUGACUGUGGGGGAAUGGAUUGUGGCGGAUGUGACUGCGGAGGAUGUGACUGUAGUGGGGGAUGUGUGAUAUUAUGAUGGAGCUAGUGGAGACUGGUAGCGCUGGUAGCGCUGUGAUUGUGUUUUUUGGUUGUGUUUUCUGUGAUUCUCACUGUGAUAUAUUUUGGGCUGCGACUGCGGUGGGAAUGAUUGUAGUGAAAGAAGAUAGUGUAAACAGUAGAAUAUGUGAUGGACUGAGCUGUGGUUGAGAUUUUUUGUGAGUCUGACUGUAGGGAAAUGGAUUGUGGGGGAUACGAUUGCGGAGAGUGUGUUGUGUGGUAUUAUAUUUUAUUACAUAAUGUUAUAUACCUUAAUAUAAUGAUCACCUACUUUUCAGUAUUAUACAGGUGUAAUAUAACAAUAUCGGUCCGCAUGUUUGUGAGCAAUUUAAUUGGAAACAUUAAUUGCUCAUAUUAAAAUUGAUUCCAGCAAGUAAUACGUUAAUUUCUUAUUUUGUUUUUAUGAUAAAGAUUGAUCUAAAUUUAAAAGUUAAUUAGUUAAUUAUUAAAUUAUAAGAAGUGAGAUUUCCUUAUAAUUCCAUGAAAAACAUUCUUCAAACUAUCGUCGCUUAUUGUUUUUAAGCAGAAAAUGACAUCAUGAACAUAAUAAAAUAUUGAAAUAUUAUGAGAUCAUCUAACCGAGA